Messenger RNA from Paramuricea clavata, 1222 nucleotides. The record is from the annotation of a GenBank genome assembly. Lineage: Eukaryota; Metazoa; Cnidaria; Anthozoa; Malacalcyonacea; Plexauridae.
AUGGCGCGGGUCCAACGAAAAUGGCGCGGGUCCAGUGAAAAUGGCGCGGGUCCAACAAAAAUGGCGCGGGUAACAAGUUCUGAGGCGCGAGUAAAACGUUCCGAGGCGCGGGUAACAAGUUCCGAGAUCAAUUGCCCGGUAUUUAUAUUCAAGAUGGCGGCUAUUUUGACUAAAAAUUCUGCCAUUAUUCAGUCAAAUAUCGUCUCAUUCUGUGGAAACUUUGCGAGCUUUAAACUUAAACUAACAGACAUCAAUUUAAGCAAAUCUCGUUUGGAGGCGUUAUACUUAGCAUAUUUUUAAACACAAAGAGAAUGGACAGUUGGAAAUGGAAUAUUUGGAAGGAGUCACUAUCAGUACAUUUUUAUUAUUAUACUAAUACUAAUCUGUUAAUAAUUAAGGUAAAAAGAUAAUUCAUCUAAAUUCUCAAUAUAAUUUUGGUUAGAAAACCCCCACAAUAUCAUCGACUUUCUCACAGAAAGAAAUUGCGGUCAAUAACAAUAUAACCUCAAAAGAUCCGCGCUCCCAGAAUGAAAGUACUUCCUCUCAACCCGACUCAUUAUCAAAUAUUACCCCAACUCAUCAUACUACAGCCAAAAGUAGCAGCGACAGCCCGAUCCUAAUUAUCGGCGAUUCUAUCAUCAAACAUAUUGAUCCUAAAAAGAUCUCCCGAAAGAAAACUAUUAAACGCACGUUUCCUGGCAAAACCGCAGAACUAAUAAAAUCUGAAGUGGAAUCUAUGGAGGUUGAAGUACUUCCUUCACACAUUAUUGUACAUGCUGGGACUAAUGACCUUUCUGUGCAACCGCCGCAUAAUUGCGUUAAAAACAUCGAGAAUCUAGCUUUGUGUAUAAAAAAGAAAUUUACAGAUUCAAGAAUAGCAAUAUCCAGCAUAACUGUCAGAAACGACUUGGAUUUAAGCAAACAGAUCUCCACUGCUAAUGAAGAAUUACAAAAAAUGUGCUCUAGGAACGGGUUUGAUUUUAUUAAAAACAAUAAUAUUGAUGCUACAUGCUUAAAUGGCGGCCUGUUACACUUGAACUCAAAAGGAUCCGCAUUCUUGGCAACAAAUUUUAUUAAGUUCCUAAGGGGGAACAAUCCAGCUGCAUCAGAGUAUCGCCAAAGGAAGAGAGGGGAGGAUUUUCAAGGUCGCCGGACAUAUCAGAAUCAUUCACUAGAGGACCUACUGAGACUCCUAUUACUCGCUCAGAGGACCGAGUAUUAA